Anastrepha obliqua is the source of this 1155-nucleotide messenger RNA. Its product is annotated as odorant receptor 33b-like. Gene Ontology annotation, molecular function: odorant binding; olfactory receptor activity. The record is from RefSeq and is a predicted model, not a curated record. Gene Ontology annotation, biological process: sensory perception of smell; detection of chemical stimulus involved in sensory perception of smell. Gene Ontology annotation, cellular component: plasma membrane. The transcript has 2 exons. NCBI's taxonomy places the organism in Eukaryota, Metazoa, Arthropoda, Insecta, Diptera, Tephritidae. Bases 1 to 1155 code for a protein of 384 amino acids.
AUGGUCAGACCGUCAAAAUACGCUCAGCCCGCCGACACCGUAAGUCUUUAUCGCGCCUUUUGGGCUUAUUGGCACGCACUUGGUAUCUCAACAGCAUACAAUAAAUACUUGUGCGGCGUUUACGAUGUGUUCGUGAAUAUAUUUGUGACCAUUUUCUACCCAACGCAUUUGAUAGUCGGUCUCUUCCUCAAUCCCUCACCAGCAGAUCUCUUUCAAAAUCUAUCCAUCGCCAUCACUUGCUUUGCUAGCAGCGUGAAACAUUAUUUACUGCGUCGCCAACUACCAGAAAUUCGAGACGUUCAAGCACUACUCGCCGAGUUAGAUAAGCGUGUCGAGGAUGCGGAUGAACGCGAAUAUUUCCAUCGUGAACUCGCCGUGGGAGCAAGGAAUGUAGUGAAAUUAUUCACCGUCGUCUAUGGAGGUGCGAACAUUGCGGCAAUUUCGGCUACACUGCUGAGCAAAGAACGUCGUUUGAUGUAUCCGGCGUGGCUGCCAUUCGAAUGGCAAGCGAGUGCGUUCACCUUCUACGCAGCGGUGAUUUAUCAGUUUGCUGGUGUCACAAUACUAAUCGUGCAGAAUCUGGCCAAUGACAUUUAUCCGCCAAUGAGUCUCUGUAUUAUAGCCGGACAAGUGCAUCUUUUGGCGAAGCGUGUAGCCAAAGUGGGGGCGGAUGGCAAGAAGACGAUGAGCCAACAUAACCAAGCAUUAAUCGAAUGUAUCGAAGAUCACAAGAAGUUGGUGCGCAUCUUCAAAUGCACACAGGACACGCUUUCGCAUACUCAAAUGGCGCAAUUCAUUUCUAGUGGCUUGAAUAUGUGCAUAGUGUUGUUCUAUUUGAUAUUCUAUGUGGAUAACUUUUUCUCCUACAUUUACUACGCACUUUAUUUGGUUAGUAUGGCCAUUGAGUUGCUGCCGAGCUGUUAUUAUGGUAGCAUCUUGAUUUAUGAGUUCCAGCAGCUACCGUCUGCCAUCUUCGAGUGUUCUUGGCUUGGGCAGUCACGUGAAUUUUAUUUGAAUCAACGAAUUUUCAUGGAACUUUCGCUACAGGCGAUUACCCCCUUGGCAGGUGGCAUCAUUGGCAUAAAUCUCAAUUCAUUUUUGGGCACUUGCAAGAUGGCCUAUUCGUUGUAUGCGGUGUGCAAUCGAAUGAAGUAG